Molecule: messenger RNA, 1502 nt
Organism: Lathyrus oleraceus (garden pea)
Lineage: Eukaryota; Viridiplantae; Streptophyta; Magnoliopsida; Fabales; Fabaceae
Product: DNA-directed RNA polymerase subunit alpha-like
Exons: 4
Coding region: 204-1502 (432 amino acids)
Biological process (GO): translation; DNA-templated transcription
Cellular component (GO): ribosome
Molecular function (GO): DNA binding; structural constituent of ribosome; DNA-directed RNA polymerase activity
Source: RefSeq, a predicted model, not a curated record
UAAUUCGAAUCUAGUCUAUAGUUAUAAGUAUUCUAAUAACAUAGAAUUGUUUAUUGCUUGAUAUUUUAAAAGAGGUAUUCUAUAUGAAUCGAAUUAUCGAAUAAAUAUAGAAUAACUAGAUAGAAAAUAGUAAAGAAUCCUUUUUGAGAGGAAAAUGAUAUAUCCAUAUAUUUCGGACUUAUAUUUUUUUUUCAAAUAAAAAAAUGGCAAAAUCUAUACCAAAAAUUGGUUCACGGAAAACUGAACGUAUUGGUUCGCGUAAGCAUCCUCGUAAAAUACCAAAGGGGGUUAUUUAUAUUCAAGCUAGUUUCAACAAUACCAUUGUGACUGUUACAGGUGUACGAGGUCGGGUGAUUUCUUGGUCCUCCGCCGGUUCAUGUGGAUUCAAGGGUACACGAAGGGGGACACCAUUUGCCGCUCAAAUCACAGCGGGAAAUGCUAUUCAAACAGUAGUCGAGCAAGGCAUGCAACGAGCAGAAGUCAGGAUAAAGGGUCCGGGUCUAGGAAGAGAUGCGGCAUUAAGAGCUAUUUAUAAAAGUGGGAUACUAUUAAAGGUUAUACGGGAUGUAACCCCUCUACCACAUAAUGGAUGUCGGGCUCCUAAAAAAAGACGUUGGAAGUGUGUUGAAUCAAGGGUAGAUAGUAAGCGUCUUUAUUAUGGACGCUUUAUUCUGUCUCCACUUAUGAAAGGUCAAGCAGAUACAAUAGGCAUUACAAUGCGAAUAAUUUUGCUCGGAGAAAUAGAGGGAACAUGUAUCACACGUGCAAAAUUUGAGAAAAUACCACAUGAAUAUUCUACCAUAGUAGGUAUUCAAGAAUCAAUUAAUGAAAAUUUAAUGAAUUUGAAAGAAAUUGUAUUGAGAAGUAAUCUGUAUGGAACUCGGGAGACAUCUAUUUGUUUAAAAGGUCCUGGAUAUGUAAUUGCUCAAGACAUCAUUUUACCACCUUGGGUGGAAGUCAUUGAUAAUACACAACAUAUAGCUAACCUAAUAGAACCUAUUACUUUGUGUAUUGAAUUACAAAUUGAGAGAAAGCAGGAAUACCGUGUAAAAACACUAAACAACAUUCAAGAUGAAAGUUAUACUAUAGAUGUUGUAUUCAUGCCUGUUAGAAAUGCAAAUCAUAGUAUCCAUUCUUAUGUGAAUGAAAAUAAAAAACAAGAGAUACUAUUUCUGAAAAUAUGGACAAAUGGAAAAGGAAACUUAAAUUUUGAAAACAAUAAACACAAAAUGACUUUGCCCCUUUUUACUUUACAUGAUCAUUAUAUAUUCGUUAAGGAUAAACUAAGGAAAAAUCAAAAAGAAAUUACAUUGAAAUCCAUUUUUAUUGACCAAUUAGAAUUGCCUCCCCGGAUCUAUAAUUGUCUUAAAAAGUUCAAUAUACAUACAAUAUUGGAACUUUUGAAUAAGAGUCAAGAAGACCUUAUGAAAAUUGAACAUUUUCGAGUAGAAGAUUUAAAAUUGAUAUUAAACAUUUUACAAAUCAAAAAUCAUUUUGUAUAA